Messenger RNA from Parastagonospora nodorum SN15, 708 nucleotides. RefSeq lists its product as hypothetical. The coding region runs from base 1 to 708 and encodes 235 amino acids. The transcript is spliced from 4 exons. Gene Ontology annotation, molecular function: dioxygenase activity. The record is from RefSeq and is a predicted model, not a curated record. Lineage: Eukaryota; Fungi; Ascomycota; Dothideomycetes; Pleosporales; Phaeosphaeriaceae.
AUGUCCGAAGCCGCAGAUAUUGCCGUUGUGUCAUUCGAUAAAUUCAUCAACGGUGGCGAUGCAGAGAAACGCGCCGUAGCUAAGCAACUGUACGAUGCAUUCUCGACCGUAGGCUGGGUGUACCUAAAAGAUCACGGUAUUCCACAAGAGCGAGUUGAUGAAAUAUUCCGUCUCGCCAAGACCUUCUUCGACCUCCCCCUCGAACAAAAACGUACCUGGCGUCUCAAAGACGCCGAAAUCAAUCAAGGCUACACCGGCGAUGGCGACGAAGCAAACGGCGGCGUUGAUCAUAAAGACUCCGACCUGCCCGCUUUCCGCGAGACCCUCGACUCCUUCUACGCGCAAUGCCACUCCCUCGGCAUGAAUGUGUUGAAAUGUCUCGCCAUCGCCAUGGACCUGGGCGACACCUUCUUCGACAACAUCACAAAGCGUGCAGACCCACAACUCCGCCUCAUCCACUACCCGUCGAUUGAGAAAGCGAUCGUAGAGCAAGAAGGCCACGCGCGCAUCAUCCCGCACACUGACUUCGGCCUGUGCACGCUGCUCUUCCAGGACAACGUCGGCGGGCUGGAAGUCGACCCAUUCCACACGGGCGAGUUCAAAGCGGCUGUUCCUGUGCCGGGCACAGUGUUGAUCAACAUUGCAGAUUUGCUGCAGAGGCUGACGAAUGAUCGGUGCAGAAGUGAGUGGGGAUGUGCUGCCGAGUAG